AUUUGGAACGACCGCGCUUGCGCAAACACACGACAGUAAUUUCCGCCUGUAGUCUGUUUGGAUAUUUGUUUCGAUAAUUUUCCGAUCGUGACAUCUAGAAGGUUAAUAAAGUACAAGAAAUGGCGUUGAGCUACACCAGAUUGUUCUGUCAGAAGGGCUUCAAUGCUGGCCAGUUCAAGAGCAUUCUGACCCCCAGUUCGAUGGGCCUGUCCUCGACGAUGAGUAGAUGCGUUGCAGUUCAAGCCUGUGAGUCUUAUGCUGAGAAAAAUAAACGAUUGAAGAGGCCAAUGUCACCACAUUUGACUAUUUACAAACCACAAUUGACAUCUAUGCUAUCAAUCACACAUCGAGGGACUGGGAUGGCUCUUGCAUUUUAUGCAACUGGUGCUGGUGCAGCAAGUCUAUUUCUACCUGGAGGAAUGAAUUGUGUCCUCGAUUCGAUUGCUGCGAUGGAACUGGCAAGUCCUCUUCUUUUCCUUAUGAAAUUCGCAGUUGCCUGGCCAACAAUGUACCACUACCUCAAUGGCAUACGUCACUUGGCGUGGGACAUGGGACAAUUCCUCACGAUCAAGCAGGUUUACUCCACCGGCUGGACUAUGCUCGGCUUAUCAGUAGUUUCAGCUUUCAUUCUAUCUCUCAUGUAAUUGAAACUAAAAAUCAAGAGUUAUCGAAAUAUUCAUUGUAUUAUAUCUCUACAAUAAAAUUAUUGAGUAAUUUAUAGAA
This is a messenger RNA of Fopius arisanus, 723 nucleotides long. Its product is annotated as succinate dehydrogenase cytochrome b560 subunit, mitochondrial. Gene Ontology annotation, molecular function: oxidoreductase activity, acting on the CH-CH group of donors; electron transfer activity. The record is from RefSeq and is a predicted model, not a curated record. The transcript is spliced from 6 exons. The coding region runs from base 120 to 644 and encodes 174 amino acids. Gene Ontology annotation, biological process: tricarboxylic acid cycle; mitochondrial electron transport, succinate to ubiquinone. Gene Ontology annotation, cellular component: membrane. Lineage: Eukaryota; Metazoa; Arthropoda; Insecta; Hymenoptera; Braconidae.